Anolis sagrei ordinatus is the source of this 850-nucleotide messenger RNA. RefSeq names its product valosin containing protein lysine methyltransferase (gene VCPKMT). Gene Ontology annotation, biological process: peptidyl-lysine trimethylation. Gene Ontology annotation, cellular component: cytosol; cytoplasm. The record is from RefSeq and is a predicted model, not a curated record. Gene Ontology annotation, molecular function: protein-lysine N-methyltransferase activity. NCBI's taxonomy places the organism in Eukaryota, Metazoa, Chordata, Lepidosauria, Squamata, Anolidae.
GAAGUAGGCCUCAUUAUGUCUUCUGCUGCUGAGGGCGGCGGGUUCUUCGAGCGGGCGCUGCCCUGGGGGCCUCCGGAGUCGGGCCUGGUCCUCCGCGUGGCGCAGCGCUCGGCCGGGGGGACGGGCUGCGUGGUGUGGGACGCCGCCCUGGUCCUGGCCCGCUUCCUGGCCAAGAAGAGCCCCGCCCAGGCCUCACUCGACCUCCGCCGCAAGGCCGCACUCGAGCUGGGCGCCGGCACGGGCCUAGUAGGCCUCAUGGCCGCCUGCCUCGGGGCAAAUGUUACUGUCACAGAUCUUGAGGAAGUUCAGGACUUGCUGAAGAUGAACAUUGAGAAUAAUCAGCAUCAUUUCACAGGUUCUAUUCAGGCCAAGGUACUGAAAUGGGGUGAAGAUGUAACAGAUUUUCUUCCUCCGCCUGACUACAUACUGAUGGCAGACUGUAUCUACUAUGAAGAGUCGCUGGAGCCUUUGCUCAAGACCUUGAAGGACCUCUCUGGCCCUGAUACCUGCAUCCUUUGCUGCUAUGAAGAAAGGACCAUGGGGAAAAACCCAGAGGUGGAGAAAAGGUAUUUUGAGCUCCUUCAGAAGGACUUUGAGUUGGAAAAAGUUCCCUUGGAAGAGCACGACGAGGAGUACCGCAGUGAGGACAUCCACAUCUUUACCAUCCGAAGGAAAGUAACGAACUGUUCAUCCUGACACCUUUGAUGUUGUUUUCUGGUGGCCUGGCAGACGAGGGGAGGCGCGACGGAGAGUGCCUGGCGGGUUCUCUGCAGGACGUUUCUGCGGCAAAAGUGGAUCAGCGUUCAGCCUCCCACUGAGACGACACUCACAGUCAGUUUUCUUGGAAGAG